AUGAAUCAAGACAAUUCUCAAGCUGAUUUGUUCAUUACAACUAGAGGUUCUUUCAAAUGGUUAGGUAGCUUUGAGGAACUUAAAAAGUUUUGUGAUAAAAUCUUGAAGAUCGACUCAAGAUGGCUUGUGCCCAGAGGUGGAUGUAAAUCAUUUGAAAACGAAGAUAUGACGAUCAGAUGGUACUCAACAAAUAAUUCACUGAUAAUUAAAGGUCAAGAUGGUGAAUCGCUUCGAAAUGAGCUUAAAUUGAUCGCAAAUCCAAUGGACGAAAGUGUUGGGGACUCACAAGAUGACGAGUUGAUUUCUGUCAAAGGCGACGGCGACAGUAUAGCUUCAACUCAAAUUCAUGGGAAGGUAGACGAAGUUGUUCAAUCGGACGAAAGCCCUCAGGUAACAGCCAAGGACUCUUCUGACUACAUUUACUUUCAAAAUCAG
Messenger RNA from Paramuricea clavata, 435 nucleotides. The record is from the annotation of a GenBank genome assembly. NCBI's taxonomy places the organism in Eukaryota, Metazoa, Cnidaria, Anthozoa, Malacalcyonacea, Plexauridae.